GAUCCGCGGGCGUGGAGCUGGAACGGCUUGGAUAUAAGGUGCGGGCGUCUUAGCCAGGUCGCCCACGUUGCCACAAGCACUCACAACACCGCCCACACCCUCUCGUCAGCCGCAAGCGCCCAUCUAGUCAGCAGGAUGCACCCACCAGGCACCAAAGGCGGCUACCCUAGCACCGGUGGCUACACCACGGGGUACUCCACAGGGUACUCCAGCGGGUACUCUAGCGGGUACAGUGGCCAGCAGAUGCAGCAGAUGCAGCAGAUGCAGCAGAACCAGCAGAUGCCACCCCCCGUCCCUCCUUUCUCCCGCCCACGCCCCUCGUACCCACCCAAGCAUGAGCAUGAAUACGAGGAGGAGCGGCGCUAUGGGCGUGGGCGUGAGAGGUACCACUCGCGGGAGGUAGCCAUGAGGGCGUGCUUCGACAUGAUGAGACGCCGGUACAACGAAAUGCCAGCCGACCCCGCCCAGAAUUACCCCACCCACACCCACCCCAUGGGCGUGCCUGCAGACAUCCUUCGCGUGGACUACGUCGACUUCCGCCCACAGGAGAAUGCGAAGGAUCAUCGUACCUUCCAUUAUGAGUUGGUCCAAGAUCAUGACCGUCCCACGCCCGUGUUCAGGAGAGGGCAAGCCUUCUACAUGUCUCUGGUGACCCGCGAGCGAGACUUCGACUGCACGCGCGACAACCUUUACCUGAACUUCUACUUCGGCCCAAACCCUUCUGUGCCCAAGCGUACCCGCAUCGUCUUGCCCGUCACCAUCCAGAAGGAGUUCUCGAAGGCGCCGCAGAAGUGGGACUGCCGCAUCCACGCUCAGGACUCACGCAACCUCACACUGCAGGUGCACAUCCCCGCCACCUGCCCCGUGGGUGUGUGGCGCUGUGUGGUGGAGACGGCCACCAGGAACUACCCCAAGGCGAGGACGCAGUAUCGCGCUCCCGAGGACAUGUUCGUCAUCUUCAACCCCUUCUGCAGAGACGACGCCGUGUACAUGGAGAACGAUGCUCAGCGUAGCGAAUUCGUGAUGAACGACACUGGCAAGGUGUACCUGGGCGGCUCCAAGAACACCCACGGCCGCCCAUGGGUUUACGGCCAGUUCGAUGACUGCGUCUUGCCAGCUGCUUGCGUCCUGCUGGAGAUGUCUCGCCUGACCCAUGCUGAGAGAGGCAACCCCGUGAAGGUGUCCCGCGCCCUCUGUGCCAUGAUCCAGUCCUCAAGGAACCACCGUCGAGACUACGAGGACACAGACGGCAUGCUAGAACCUUACUACGAGGACGACCAUCGCGGAGGCCAGAACCCCCACCUCUGGACCGGUUCUGUCAAGAUCAUCGAGGAGUUCUUGUGGCAAGGGGCGACGCCUGUCAAGUUCGGUCACUGCUGGGUCAUGUCAGCUCUGCUCACGACGUUCCUGCGUACCUUGGGCAUGAGCGCUCGCCCAACCACAGUGAUUACGUCAGCGCAUGAGACCCAAGAUACCCUCACCAUCGACCGUUACGUGGAUCGCUUUGGUGAUAUUAUCGAGCGUGGUCCUGGGCGAGACCAGCCUGACGCUGUGUGGGCCUUCCAUACCUGGUGUGACGUCUGGAUGACUCGACCUGACCUGCCCUCAGGCUACUCGGGCUGGCAAGCUCUUGACCCUGCCCGCUCAUACUUCAGGGAUAGGUACUCAAACGGCUGUGGCCCAUCGUCUGCCGAGGCGGUGAAGAAGGGAGACGUUGGUUACUCCUACGAGACCUCCGCCCUCUUCUCCGCCCUCAACACCUUCGUCAGAUACUUCUACGAGGAUGAUGACUCCGAGUGGGGCUACACACACUACAGGCAGUACAGGUUCCCAAUGUGCAGGUCGAUAAUGACCAAGGCCGUAGGACGCCACGACGACGACGGCGAGGGUGACUGCGAAGAUGUUACGAAGACGUACAAGGACAUGGAGAGGUCCGAGCCAGAGAGGUUCACCGUCUUCAACGCCUGCCGGGGAAUGAGGAAGGACCACGUCUACUACGAUUAUCAGGACCAAGGGAGCUAUGACGUCACCUUCGAGCUCGUGGACCCUCAGCGUGUGGCCGCCGGUCAGAGCAUGACAGUCACUUUGCAGGUCCACAAUAAUUCCAGCGAGACACGUACCGUCCAGGCCACCAUUUCAACCAGGAGCGCCUUCUACACCGGAGUGAUGGGCGCCCACCUGAAGCGCGUCACGGGCCAGUUCACCCUCGCCGGCGGCCAGCGUGACACCCUCACACUCAGACUGGACGCCUCCGAGUACCAGGACCGCCUCGUGGACAUGGGCUUCAUCAAGGUCACGGCCUCAGGCUUCGUGAACGAGAACAAGCAGUCGUACAUCGACGAACACGACUUCCAGUUCGAGAAGCCGAGGAUGAGCAUCGAGGUGGCAGAGUGCCAGGUCGGACAGGAGUGCACCGCAACUUUCUCCUUCAGCAACCCCCUGGACGUCCCCCUGACGGACUGCUUCUUCAGCAUGGAGGUCGGCGGCGCCUGCAGGCCCAGGACCAUGCGCGUCAACCGCGAGGUCCGGCCAAGGGAGACCUUCACCUACACACAGACCUUCGUUCCUCGUCGCUCCGGGGACCGCCGCCUCGUCGCCGCCUUCACCUCCAGGCAGCUCCACGACAUCACCGGCUCACGCAAGCUCACCAUCCGCGACUAAACGGACGGCCUUCCGGUGGCGCGAGGACGAGGAGAAGGAAGAGGUCUCGCUGGUGUGGAUCUGCCCUCUCUUCUUUUCUCUGAUAUUCCUUUUCUCAACAACAACCCCCUCCCCCUCCCUCCAACCCCCAAUCCCCACCCUAUCACACCCUCCCUCCCCCUUGAAAGCAGCCUGAUGAUAGCGAGGUAAGCGAUAACCAUCACUUUUGAAACACGCGAUGAAAAGAUGGCUAUUAUCAUUCAAACAAGGGAAGGAAAACCGCGAAAACAGAAGAAAUAUCCGAAGAAAAGACAUAAAAAAACGCGUCCAAGCCAGACCUGCGUCCUGAAGACAGACGCUGACGAAGACGCAGCAGCAGCAGCAGUAGACAGAAGAAACAAUGAUGACGAAAAACAAAACAAAACAGGGGGAGAAGAACGAAGAAAAACUAAAAUAGAAACGAGCCAAAUACCAAAAAAGGAAAGAAACAAAAAGAUAACAAAAGCAGACAAGUGUGAAGCCCUAUGACCACGCAACACAAAGUCUCCUGCAGGACCAUGUAAGGAGUUUAUCAAACGCCAUCGUUAUUUUAGCGCCAAGUUCACGAAAUGACACCAGCAGCUGUGCGCGAAAGAAAGAAAGAGAAAGGGGAAAAGCGAAGAAAGCGGGCGAGACAGAGAGAAGAGAGAAAGACCAAAGGGAGGAAGAGUGCGAGAGGCAGAGCGAAGAGCAAGAGAGAGAGAGAAAGAGAAAGAGAAAGAGACGAGAUGAAGAAAUGCGAAGGGGGAAUAAACGAAACCGCAGAAAAAUGAAGGAUAGGGAAGAGAGAAAGAAGGAAAGAGGCAGAGAGAAGAAAGAAAAACAGGAGUGAGCAAGUGUAAGACAACGUAAUAUACAGAGAAGAAAGCAACAACCAAAAACGAAUGCAAAUUCAGUAAGGCCUAUAGCUGAUACUCGAAAAAAAAAAUGUAAAAAAAACACCCACACAUUAAGGUUUCAGAAAACGACCUAGCGAACAUAUAAACACAAAAAAAAACUAAAAAAAAAAAAAAAUCAAAUAGGUAUAUACAUCUAACUCUUAACAAACAACAUUUCUGUAAAAUUUGGGUUUCAUCGUCAAAGAAGAUGCUUGGUGCAUUACUUACGUAGACAAAAUAGGUGAUGAAUACACAGAUUUACAGCAGUAGUUAUUUUUCUUUUCUUUUUUUUUUUCUCUCUUAAUUUUUGGAUCUUAGCGCACCAUAGACAGACAAUAGGAGAAACGAAUAGGCCUUUUUUUAUUAUUAUAGCACACUGGUACUGUCAACACCAAACACCAUCGCGCUUAAGGGAUAACUUUUGUGAAUAACACCAUUUCUUAAUUUUUUCCCCAUAUGUGUAGGUAUACUUCAAUUUACUCUUCCACAAAAAAAAAAAAAAAAAAAAAAAAAAAAAAAAACUAAAUAUAAUAAAUAAACGAAAAUAUAUACAUUAUAUAUAUACAACAAGACAUAACACAAAACAAGAAUACUAGUGUAUUGAUUAUCAUUGCAAAAGAAAAGUUGACGACUAUAUGCAUGGUAUUGGACAGUCUCGAAUCGUUUUCUUUCAAGCACAGCCUUACUUCAUAGAAAAUGGUCACAGUUUAGAGCAUGUACUUAGGUAUUCACACGUUAAUCACUAAAUUCAAUAUUGUCAUGUAGGUACCGGAAGCUUGGAGAUAUGGCUAUGGGGACGUUGAUCUUGUGCUGCAUCUGAAGGAAAACAAACAAAACUUUUCAGGAAAAAAAAGAAAAUAUGAGCCUGCUCGGCAUUUUCAUUGUUGUUAUUGUCCUUUUCAGAACGUCAUAUAUAUAUAUAUCUUUUUUAUAUAGAUAUAAUAUACACUACCUUCCCAUGGAGAACCCAUAUCUCCGAUCCCCAUAGUUAAGUAUAUGGCGGUUUUCAGUGUAGAAUUACAAUGUAAAGUGGUUGUGGGACGAUAGAUACGCCAAACGAUAGUAUUUUCAUCUCUUUCUCAAACAAUGGUUUAAAAAAAAAGUCCUUUUUUUUAUUAUUUCUUUGUCCACCUACCUGUCCGCCUGCUUGAAUUAACCCCAGGUCCGUUCUCUCGCUUGAUAGACUUUUAUUGGUGUAAAUUAGGUUCCCUAGACGAGAUGGACUACGAUAGAUCGACAAAUAAACCUCUUCAGCAGCA
Penaeus monodon (black tiger shrimp) is the source of this 4816-nucleotide messenger RNA. RefSeq names its product hemocyte protein-glutamine gamma-glutamyltransferase-like. Bases 136 to 2661 code for a protein of 841 amino acids. The record is from RefSeq and is a predicted model, not a curated record. Gene Ontology annotation, biological process: peptide cross-linking. NCBI's taxonomy places the organism in Eukaryota, Metazoa, Arthropoda, Malacostraca, Decapoda, Penaeidae. Gene Ontology annotation, molecular function: protein-glutamine gamma-glutamyltransferase activity. The transcript is spliced from 15 exons.